Ectocarpus sp. CCAP 1310/34 is the source of this 1428-nucleotide messenger RNA. The record is from the annotation of a GenBank genome assembly. Lineage: Eukaryota; Phaeophyceae; Ectocarpales; Ectocarpaceae.
AUGAAGGAGGCUAAGGGGCAGAAGGCCUACGACUCGUUCGAGAUCGCGGCGAGGACCUUGCUCUUCCGGCCGACAUUCACCGUGCUAGCGCCGGAGGACGCGGAUUCGGUGUCGUCGGUGCACGCCCUGGUGGGCCCCGUGCUUUCCCUCCUGGAGGGGUGCGAGAACGCCAGGUCGGUGGGUAAGGCUAACGAGGCCCUCACGAGGAUCGGGAUGGGCCUGGCGGCUAACCCCAGCGCGACGAGCCGCGAGAAAGAAGGCCAAAAGGAGCUCCGCUGGCGGCGGGGCUUCAUCCUCCGCCCGGCAGGCAUGUGGAUCAUCAGCGGGGUCUCCUACGAGCACGCCGAGGGGCGCCUCGCGGCCCUCAACCUGUGCUCCCAGCUCCUCCGACGGCUCCCGGAGCCCAACCUCGACCAGCUCUCCAGCGUCUUCUGCCUCGGCGGCGGCGGGGGCGGCGGGGGCGGAGGUGGCGGCGAUGAAGGUGAUGGGCUGUUCGAUCGGCUACUGGAGGCGUUGCUGUACCAGGAUGCCUGGGUGCGCCUCGCGGCCGCCCGCGUUUGGGGAUCGUUCUUCUCGAAGAGGGAUCCAGAGCCCCUGACCGUAACCGCCGGCGGCAGCGGCGGUGGCAAUGGCGGUGGCGGUGGCCAAGUAGAGAGACGCCAGACACCGAAGCAAGUCCAAGGUGACUCAACACCCGGGAAGUUGAAAGCGAAAUGCCGGGGCCAGCGGCGGGGUGAUGUUGCCGGCGAGCGAGCCGGGGGAGACGACGGGGGACAGGACUUCCUUCCAAGGAGGCGUGUCCUGUUCCGCCUGUGCCAGAACCUGUGCUCUCAGCUCAACAGGUCGCAGUGCGUCAAGAACCUGGUGUUUAUUGGCCGUGCGAUGCACCUCAACCCGGAGCUAUGCUUCGCUGAGGACGCCGUCGAAGAAGAAGAAGACGCCUCUGGGACGGAAAGCCCGGCGAUGGACGACGCAAGCGACAGCGAGGGGGUUGACGAUGACGGCGGAGAAGCCGCCGCCGUCGCCGAUUCUGCCGAUUCUUCUCUCGCCGGCGGUGGUAAGGCUACCACGUCCGGUGCCGCAGACCCGUUGAGAUGGGUGUUCAAGCGCACGUCCCACAUGGUGGUGCCCAAAGGAGAGGCACGGAGGCGAGCGGUGUUCAGCUGGUUCCUGGCGAUGGUGGCCGUUCACGAGCCCGCCGUUUCCGUGGCCCACCUGGAGCUCAUGCUUCUACCUGAAGCUCAUGCUUCUGCCGCUGCGGAGAGCGGUGUUAGACGCCGAGGCGGGCGGGGUGGAGCACAAAGCUAGGGGGUCUCAUGCCGGCGGUAGCGGUGGUGGGGGAGAGGGCACAGCUGCUGAGAAGGAGCAAACUGCUGCGGAACUAGCGACGGAGGUGAUGGAACUCCUGGAGGAGAAGGUUGGCAGGUU